UAGAACAACAUGCGUGCUUCUCUCCUCUCGUUCCUCUUCUUCUGCUCCUCUCUCUAUUGCGCCAAAGCAGCUAGCGUUUACAUUGGUGCGCUGGUAAACACCGAGUCUCGCGUCGGGAGAGAGAAGAAGGUGGCAAUUGAGAUUGCAGCCCGACACUACAACUCUUCUUCUUCAUCGCUUCUUCUAAGUGUCAGAGAGUUUAGCAGCAGCGCCGACCCCCUCGAAAUAUACACGAAAGCUCAAGAUCUCAUGAACUGGGGAGCAGAAGCAAUCAUCGGUGCGGGGACAUGGCCGGAGGUCGCGGUCUUGGCAAGACUUGGCAGCACUGCAAGAAUUCCAGUAAUCUCUCUCGCCACGACACCAACCCCCUUGUCACCGAUGCCUUUCUUGGUUCGGAUGUCGUAUCCGAACUCCGGCGAGGCGCGCUGCCUCUCUGACGUCGUGAGAUCAUACAACUGGAGGAGAGUCAUAGUACUGUACGAAGAUGAUAGCUAUGGCAGCAUAUCUGGAGUCCUCCCUCUCCUUUCUGAUGCGCUUCGAGCCGGUGGUUCUCGGGUCGACCACCAUAUAGCAUUCCCACCAUGGCACACGGUCUCCGAUGACGACGCAGCGGACACAGUUCGCCAGAAGCUGAAGCACGUCCCUCCACAGCUAUCGAAGGUGUUCAUCGUCCUGCGAUCCUCACCAGAGCUGGCCGUCCAUCUGUUCAAGGAGGCAAAGCUGCUGGGGAUGAUGGCAAAGGGUCACGUAUGGAUUGUGAAUGACGACAUCACCGCCCUCCUCGACUCCACCGAUCUCAGCUCCUCCUUCAUCUCUUCUUACAUGCAAGGUGUGAUAGGAAUCAGUACCUACGUCAACACGACCACCAGCUUCUUCCACGACUUCUCUUCGGAAUUCCAGCAAAGAUUCGACCAAGAGUACGGAACAAAGGGUAAGCAACCGGGGAUGCAUGCGGUCCGAGCGUACGACGCGGUGCAUGUUCUGGCUCAUGCGGCAGCAGAAAGGGCCGAGAACAGAAGCAGCAUCGCGUUGUUGGAAGGUGUCCUACUGGGCAAUUUUUCUGGGUUGAGUGGCUCCAUAAGCUUCACAAGAGAGGGGAGCUUGCCUGAGGACGGGAGACGAAACUCGGCUUUCCGUGUCCUAAACGUAGUAGGAAGGAGUUACAGGGAGCUAGGGUUUUGGUCAGAGGGAUAUGGUUUCUUCGAGGAGGAGACGGAGAUGGGGCAUGGGAGGCCGGUGGUGGAUGUCCUGCGUCCGGUGUUCUGGCCAGGAGGCGCGGAGAGGACCCCAGGUGGGUGGGGCAUGCUAAGGAUCGGAGUACCCAAUCACACGACCUUCGAUCAAUUCGUGAAGGUGGAAUACGAUGACAGUACUGGGAAGGUGAAGGGGGUAACCGGAUUCUGCAUUGACGUCUUUCGGGAGAUUCUGAAACACUUGAGCUAUGAUCUGUAUUACGAGUUCAUACCUUUCGCUGGCUCCUACGAUGAUCUCGUGAAUCGGGUCCCUUUGCAGGUAAUCGAUGCAGCGGUGGGGGACAUAACGAUCCUGGCAAAACGGGCAAUGGAUGUCUCGUUCACUGAGCCGAUUCUCUCAUCAAGCCUUGCAAUGAUGGUGCCCUUGAGACCCAACCACACGCCAUGGAUGCUCAUAAAGCCAUUCACGAGAGACGUGUGGUUCCUUAUCCUUGCCACCCUGAUCUACACCGCAGGCGUUUUGUGGUACCUCGAACGCGACAGUAAUCCCGAGUUCCACGGCACUUGGUGCGUCCAGCUCGGAGCUGCGCUGUGGCUAAUUUUCUCCACCAUCUUCUUCGCCCAUGGAAGGAUCCACAGCUACUACACGAAAACGGUGAUGGUUGUGUGGCUGCUUGUGGUCUUCAUCUUGACAUCCAGCUUCACAGCGAACCUCAGCUCCAUACUAGUUACUGAGAAACUUGGAGCGGUGCCACCAGGAAGUAGGGUUGGCUAUGAUGGCAGCGCCUUUCUUCUCAAGUACGUGAAGGAUGUGUUAGGCUACAAGGAAAGAAACAUUGAGUGGAUUAGAUCACCAGAAGCCUUCAGCGAGGCCUUUAAGAGUAACAAGAUAUCAGCUGCCUACCUUGAGACGCCUUAUAUCAGGGUGUUCCUCUCCCGGUACAAGGAUUUCACGGUCAGUGGGGAGACACACAGGCUGGGCGGCUUUGGCUUUGUGUUCCCCAAAGAUUCUCCUCUGGCUGCUGACUUCUCCCAAGUCAUACUGCAACUAGCAGAGAACGGGGCACUAAAUAACCUAGAAAAGAAGUGGUUUUCGGUCGCCUUGUCCAGCUCUCCAACCCCAGACAACGACAGGAAAAAGGAGAGCCUAAGCUUGGACAGCUUUUGGGCACUCUUCCUGUUCACUGGUUGCACCUCGACCAUUAUCUUAUUGGUCUUCAGUGCCCACUCAUUUCUUCUGACUAGGGCCAGAGCAGCAGCAGCAGUAUCCUUUGAGCCCCUAAGACAGAGUUUUAAGAAGGUUUGGACAGCAACUGCAAAACUCAAUGAAAAAAGAGAGUUUUAAGAAGGUUUGGACAGCAACUGCAAAACUCAUUGAAAAAAGAGAGAGUCCUAAACCCUCUGAGCAACAAGGGAGCGGUAUGAACAGUCCAUGAGGAUGAAGGCAACUCUGCAGGACUCCAUGUACCCGAUGACACUGAUGACAACUGCAGACAAUGAUGUAUCAAUAUGAAAAAAGAGAGGUUCAAAAGAAAUUAUAGUGAUAAAAACAAAAUUUGUACCUUAAAGAGAUAAACUAUCUGUUACUAGAACUAGCAUAAAGUUGUAGUAUCCUUACCAACAAGAGGUGACUGAAGAAGAUAUUGUUAAA
This is a messenger RNA of Musa acuminata AAA Group (dessert banana), 2844 nucleotides long. Its product is annotated as glutamate receptor 2.7-like. Lineage: Eukaryota; Viridiplantae; Streptophyta; Magnoliopsida; Zingiberales; Musaceae. The record is from RefSeq and is a predicted model, not a curated record. Bases 10 to 2538 code for a protein of 842 amino acids. The transcript has 5 exons. Gene Ontology annotation, cellular component: plasma membrane. Gene Ontology annotation, molecular function: ligand-gated monoatomic ion channel activity; signaling receptor activity.